AUGUCUGGCCGAACAAAGCAAGCCAUCCCAUCUACCCCGCGCGUCAUAUCGCCGAGUCCAACGCCGUCAGAGCAGGAUGGAACCGGCCAGGAUGGAUACAGCGGGCCGAUGACUCGGUCGGCGGCGAGGAGGAGGCUGGCGACGCCACUACCAGUAGAGGAGGAUAUCGAGGAGGACGAGAGCCCAGAACUCUCAAGGGCCCGGACGCGAAGCCGCAGCCCGAUCGACACGCGAAAGGUGGCCCAACUAAGCCCAAGGAAAACUUCAAGGAUGGCAUCCAGCGCUCUCCAGCCGAUCGCGGCGACGGCAGCGACGACGACAGCCAUCGCAACGCCCAACGGGAGCACGGGCGAAAAAGCACCAGAAACAAACGGGCACCUCUCCCCGCCCACACCAUCACUUUAUUAUGGAUGGAGCUGGCGGGACUUUAGCCGAAGUCCCAGCCCACUCGGUCUGAUUCCCAUCCACAGGCACUGGAGGACGUUUGUGCACAAGCACGAGGUACCCCGGAAGGCCCUGCACGUAUCCAUCGGCUUCUUCGUCGUAUGGCUCUACCUCUCGGGGACACAAACUUAUUCUGUGUGCCCCUACCUCAUGGGUGCCUUGAUACCCAUCGCCGCCGUAGAUGUGGUGCGCCAUCACUACCAGCCAUUCAACCGGUUUUACGUCAAGGUCCUGGGCGCCCUGAUGCGCGAGAGUGAGUUUUCCGGUUACAACGGUGUUAUCUUCUACCUCUUGGGUGCGUGGACGGCCCUGUACUUUUUCCCCAAGGAUGUCGGAGUUAUGGCCACGCUGCUGCUGAGCUGGUGUGAUACGGCCGCAAGCACCUUUGGCAGGCUGUAUGGGCGGUACACCCCCCGUCUCCGCCGCGGCAAGUCCCUUGCUGGCUCUUCGGCUGCGUUCCUUGUCGGCAUCGGGACGGCUGUGUACUUUUGGGGGUGGCUCGCCCCGACCAAGGGACCCUUCCCGGGAGAUGAGAACUUUAUGUUUACGGGAACUCUCCGUCUUCCUCAACUCUUGGCGGAUGCUGUGGGCCUGGCCCCGGCGAAGGCGACUAUUUCUGGAGGGCUUGCGCUUGGUGUCAUGAGUCUGUGGUCUGGGUUUGUGGCUGCGGCUAGCGAGGUGGUUGACCUCUUUGGCUGGGAUGAUAAUCUGACCAUCCCGGUUCUCAGCGGUCUCGGAAUUUGGGGGUUUCUCAAGGUGUUUGGUUAA
Molecule: messenger RNA, 1212 nt
Organism: Podospora pseudopauciseta
Lineage: Eukaryota; Fungi; Ascomycota; Sordariomycetes; Sordariales; Podosporaceae
Gene: DGK1
Product: Diacylglycerol kinase
Exons: 1
Coding region: 1-1212 (403 amino acids)
Biological process (GO): phosphatidic acid biosynthetic process
Cellular component (GO): endoplasmic reticulum membrane
Molecular function (GO): ATP-dependent diacylglycerol kinase activity
Source: RefSeq, a predicted model, not a curated record